Messenger RNA from Rotaria sordida, 600 nucleotides. The record is from the annotation of a GenBank genome assembly. NCBI's taxonomy places the organism in Eukaryota, Metazoa, Rotifera, Eurotatoria, Philodinida, Philodinidae.
AUGGGUCCAAAAAAAGAUACUAAGGAGACCUCAGCUACAGCAAAAAAGAAAGACACUACAGCUGCAACAACAACAACAGCAACUGCAAGUGCCAAAAAGCCUACAAAACCAACUAGUAGUACAACAGCAUCAGGUAAAGAUGCUACUAAAGUUGUUACAAAAGAUCGUAAAGAAAAGGUUCAAACAAAGGCACUUAAAGCUAAACAACGAGUUGUUCGUGGUAAUCAAUUAACACGUAAACGUAAAAUUCGUACAAAACCAAGAUUUCGUCGUCCAUUUACACUUCGUUUACAACGACAACCUAAAUAUCCUCGACGAUCAGUACCAAAACGAAAUCGUCUUGAUCAUUUUGCUAUUAUUAAAUAUCCAUUAACAACUGAAUCGGCUAUGAAAAAAAUUGAAGAUAAUAAUACAUUAGUAUUUAUUGUCAAUAUUCGUGCUAAUAAACCAUUAAUUAAACAAGCUGUCAAAAAAAUGUAUGAUGUUGAUGCUGAAAAAGUCAAUACAUUAAUUCGACCUGAUGGUGAAAAGAAAGCUUAUGUUAGACUCAAAGCUGAUCAUGAUGCACUUGAUGUUGCUAAUCGAAUUGGUAUUAUAUAA